Arctia plantaginis is the source of this 1602-nucleotide messenger RNA. The record is from the annotation of a GenBank genome assembly. Lineage: Eukaryota; Metazoa; Arthropoda; Insecta; Lepidoptera; Erebidae.
AUGCAUGUUUUUCGUGACAGAGGCGCUCGAGGUGCGCGCGCGGCGGGUUGCGCGGGCGCGUUUUGCUGGGGUGAACGGCGUACUCGCAACAUGCUCGCGAGCAUCAAGGGCUUCUGGAAGGUGUGCCGUUAUGGCGACCUUUAUAUGGUGUUGGCGGCCCUUGCCGCUCAGUCCAUCAACAUUUCGGUGGGCUUCUGUCAAGGUUUCUCAGCUGUGCUUCUGCCUCAGUACACACAUGAAUAUCCAGCGAUAACCUACGAGCAAGCCUCAUGGAUCGCCAGUUUAGGUGUGAUAUCGAAUCCUAUUGGAGCGUUACUGGGCGGCAUGUUGGUCGACGCGGUUGGCAGAAGGCUCCUAUUGGAGUCUAUAGUCCUGCCCAAUCUCGUGGGAUGGCUCGUCAUAGCCUUCUCGGAGACCUACGUCUACCUUUGUAUUGGAAGGUUUAUCACAGGAUUUACUAUUGGUAUGUCUACCGUAUCCUACAUAUACGUUGCUGAGAUCACGACUCCAGAAAAACGCGGCGUUCUUAGCGCCCUAGGACCAGGCCUCGUCUCAACCGGCAUCUUCAUCGUCUACUUCUUAGGGGCAUUCAUUCAUUGGAGGAAAAUAGCAGCCAUUUGUGCUGGAGUGUCUCUGCUCACCCCAUUCCUCAUGUACUUCGUCCCCGAGUCCCCCCUGUGGCUCGCUUCAAAAGGCCACAUGAAAGAAGCCUACAGUGCCAUGUUUUGGCUUCGUCAAAACAACAAUACGGCACAACAAGAGCUCAUGGAAUUCACCAAAGACAGAAAAAGUGGAGAAACCAUGACCUUUGGACAGAAAAUGAGUCUCUUUAAAAGACGAAGUGUCGUCAAACCCUUCGCUUUGCUCAUCAUUUUCUUUAUUUUCCAAGAGAUGUCUGGAAUAUACGUGAUAUUGUACUAUGCUGUGGAUUUCUUCAAGUCAGUUGGAACGAGUGUCAAUGAAUUCACAGCCUCCAUUAUAGUUGGUGGGGUCAGAGUAAUUAUGGGAGCUGUAGGAGCUUGUUUAAUCAACAGCUUCAGAAGAAAAACCUUGGCAGCCACUUCAGGACUAUUACUCGGCAUUGCUAUGCUCGGAGCGGCCAUUUGUGACAGUUUAAACGGACCUCCAUUAGUGAAACUGGCUUGUGUUUUGUUACAUGUGUCCUUCAGUAUGGUAGGGUUUCUACAGCUUCCCUGGAUCAUGUCCGGGGAAUUGUACCCUCAAGAUAUUAGAGGGCUCAUGUCCGGGGCUACGUCGUGUUGUGCCUAUGUUUUGAUCUUCUUUAACAUUAAGACUUACCCUCAACUCGAGAAUCUGUUAACGAGUAAUGGAACUCUAUACCUCUUCGGAGGCUUCGCGCUUCUGGGAGCCGCGUAUUGUUACUUUUUCCUGCCAGAAACUAAAGGCAAAUCUUUGACUGAAAUUAUGAAACAGUUCGACGAAGAUAAGAAGGACGCAGACCCAGAAGCUGGGUACGUGAAAGAGAAACCUGCGGAUGAAGGGAAACCAGUACAAAGGCGGCACAGUGCGGGGGCGGCAGUGUCAUUAGAGAAGAGGCCGUCGUGGAUACAAGAAGACUGCAAGAAAACGUAUCGCGAGUAA